This is a messenger RNA of Phialemonium atrogriseum, 1750 nucleotides long. RefSeq lists its product as uncharacterized. Gene Ontology annotation, molecular function: dephospho-CoA kinase activity. The transcript has a single exon. NCBI's taxonomy places the organism in Eukaryota, Fungi, Ascomycota, Sordariomycetes, Cephalothecales, Cephalothecaceae. Gene Ontology annotation, biological process: coenzyme A biosynthetic process. The coding region runs from base 281 to 1507 and encodes 408 amino acids. The record is from RefSeq and is a predicted model, not a curated record.
CGAAAACCUAGUCGCUUUGCUAUAAAAGUCUUUCUUUCUCCAUGGCCCUCACCAAUUCCACGACCACACCCACAACCAUGACGAUACCUAUUCCAAAACGACAGGGCUCUCUAGACUCUCAUUGGUCCAAUCUGAAUACACCUCACGUGAUAUUCGAAACCACGUGACCAGCUUCUCCUCCACACUGACCCUCAUAUCUGACCGGGAUCGGCUUUGCCUUUGUAGGUGCUCGCAGUCGGGUAUUUUGUAUAUGUACUCGGCUUGAGUCUUCUUCUUCACCAUGAAGCGCGACGACCUCCCGUCCCUCCUUUUACUGCCAUUUCCGCCCAAUCCCGCCAGCCGGCAGUCCCUCAGUGCGGCCUAUCGACCCCCACUGACGGCUGCCCUGUCCAAACUGAAGCGGCCCGACAAGGCAUCGAAACUAAUCAUUGCGGUGGCCUGUCCCAUCCUCCAUGGCCAGUUUUUUAGAGACAAGACCUUCUCCUGGGCAGAGUUGCAAUCGUUAGUUGCGGGGAUCUACUCUAUAGUGUCCGUCAUCUGUGCCCAGCAGUCAAUCGCCGCGGAUGUCGAGGCUGGGCCUGGUUCCGUGGAUGCCACUGUGGUCCUGGUAGACCAUGACCGGGAGAAGCGCUUCAUGCCCGACUUCCGCCCUGCCAUUGAACCCAACAACACUGCAAUCGUGGAUCUUGCCACCUUUUCCUCGGCCUAUUACCCAUGGAACUUUAUCUUCCAUGUCAGGUGCGAGGCUGGCCUUAAACUGCACCAGACAUACCUGCAGCUUUCCGAAGGGAGACAAACGCUGUUGCAAGAACAGCUCGUUCCUGUCGAGGGUGGGCUCAGCAUGAACGUUACCGGGGACCAACCAAAAGUGUUGCCAGCACAGACGCAAACUCGUUCUGUCGUCUGCCUGGGAGGGACUUUCGAUCAUCUGCACCCUGGCCACAAGUUGCUGCUCACCGCCGGAGCAUUCCUGCUCAAGGUGCCAGACGAGGGUUCCUCGGAGACAUCCAAGUUCAUCAUCGGCGUCACCGGCGAUGAGAUGCUAAAGAAUAAGAAGUUUGCGGAAUAUGUCGAACCCUGGGACACGAGGGCUCGCAACAUUCUGCGUUUCCUGUCUACCCUGUUAGGCCUGUCGAGCAGAGGGUGGAAGGACAUUGCACAUGCCCAGAUUCGGGAGGAGGAUGGCCAGUUUUCCGCGUCGUUCAGAGACGGGCUGAUUACGGUUCACUGCGUCGAGAUCCAAGAUGCCUUUGGUCCGACAAUCACAACCGAGGAUAUGGACAUACUGGUCGUUUCGGGCGAGACAAGGUCCGGCGGCCGUGCAGUGAAUGACAGGCGCGUUGAGCGGGGUUGGCACCCACUGGAAGUCUACGAGGUCGAUGUUCUUGACGCUGAAGAGAUUUCGGACGAGCCGUCGAGGGGAGAACAGAGCUUUGCUUCCAAGAUCAGCAGCACGGCUAUUCGGCAGCAAAGAGCCGAGGGGAAGAAGACGGGCGCAGGUGCCUGAGCUACGAUGCCACACGAUAAUUAGUAGUAAAAGAUAAGAGAGGACACAGACGGGUACUCGGGCUGCAAUGGAAACCAACCUAGGAUGGUGUUUUCGUGCGAGAGCUCGUCUUUACCCACUAUCGUUAGUACUGGUGGGAUGAGGUAAAUCAGCCGUCUCUCACAGCACCGGAAUGUGACAGGACAUGACGUUUAUAAUAAUAUGAGACUGCAGCCACUCACAAAUCAAUUAAAUUUUCUGUAG